Messenger RNA from Vespa velutina, 1308 nucleotides. Its product is annotated as myb-like protein X. The coding region runs from base 258 to 1181 and encodes 307 amino acids. The record is from RefSeq and is a predicted model, not a curated record. The transcript has a single exon. NCBI's taxonomy places the organism in Eukaryota, Metazoa, Arthropoda, Insecta, Hymenoptera, Vespidae.
GGAAAGUAUAUAUUCAAUUUCUAAGGAGUCUACGGAGAGAAUAGACCGUAUUUUAUUUUCGAACGAAGAAAUUACGUAGGGUUGUGCGAGGGGAGGGGGGAAGAAGGAAAAGAAAAAAUUAAAGAAAACGAAGAGAAAGACGAUUUCGAAGACGAAGAGAAAGGGAUACUUUUCUUUCUUUCUUUUUUUCUUUUUCUUUUAUUUUUUUUCCAUUGCUGAUUAAGAUAAGCAAGAACAACAAACACACAACUAUCACAAUGUUGGCCGCUUUCUUUCGCGGUGCAUUUAUCAUCGGCAUUCUCGCUUGGUACAGCAUCAGCGUUUGGAAAAUGAUCGACGGUUAUUUUAGAGAUCAAUUUGCCAGUUACCUGCACGAGGAAUAUCGAAAAAAUCCACAUAUGAAGGCGGCCCAUAUGAAGGAUGCUGUCAAUGAGGUUGGUAAGAACGAUGCCGUACAUACCGACGGGGAAGUUCCGUCAAAUAGAAUCGACGAACUCGUCAAAGCCGAGAGUUGUCCGGUCGAUAAGGUAGAUGACGAUAAAAUAUUGAAAUCUUGCAAUAUCUCAGAGAAAAUUUUGAAAGUUGAUCGACCGAACGAUUCCCUUGAAAAAGAAAUCUUAGUGAAAAUUUCAACGGAGAAGGAAUUGAAUAAUGACGACGACGACGACGACGACGACGACAAAGAUAAAGACGAACGUCAAACGAUGAAAAGUAUUGAGAAAAUGGCGGACGAGGAGAAGAGGCUGAAAAAAAAAGAAUUUCCUUCGAGUAAGGAAUUUGAAGAAGAAAUUGAGAAAAAGAAGAAGAAGAAGAAGAAGGAAGAUGAGAAGGAGAAGGAGAAGGGGAGAGAGAGGGAGAGGGAGAAGAAGAAAAAGGAGGAGGAAGAAAAAACGAAAAAGCAGACGAAGAAACGAGUAAAAACGAUCACCCUUAACGAAGAAGAUUUUCUAAGCGUCAAAAAUAGACGAGGUACGAUCGGACGUGACGAAGAUUUUUGGGAAUUCGAGGAGGACGAGGAGAAGCAAAAGAUUGAGGAUGAAGAAGUUGGUAUACUGAUCUCCGAUCUACCAUUCAAGCCUAAACUCGACAUCGGUCGUUUGGAAAGAAUUACGCCCGAUGAAUAUUGCCCUUUGACCUUGGACGACGAACUUUCCUGCAGGGAGACCACCAAGUGGCCCUAAGCAUAUAAUCAUCCAUGAAAUUUUUAUCGGAAAUUUAUCUGUUAUAAAAAAAAAGAAAAAAAAAAAAAUGGAAAAGAAAAAUAGAAAAAAAAAAUAUAUAUAUAUAUACACACACAUAUAUAUUUAU